Molecule: messenger RNA, 1389 nt
Organism: Papaver somniferum (opium poppy)
Lineage: Eukaryota; Viridiplantae; Streptophyta; Magnoliopsida; Ranunculales; Papaveraceae
Product: WD repeat-containing protein RUP2-like
Exons: 1
Coding region: 110-1216 (368 amino acids)
Biological process (GO): response to UV-B
Molecular function (GO): protein binding
Source: RefSeq, a predicted model, not a curated record
AUCUUUUCCUUUUCUCAGAGAAACUGUUAGCUUUAACUUGUGUUCCAAUGGAAGAAGAUUAUUUUUGGCUCCUUACCACAACAAAACUCAAAUUCUCUGUUAAUGGGAAAUGAACAUCACUCAUCCACAACAACAAGAACAAGAAGUAGAAGAAGAAGAAGGAGAAAAAGAAGACGAGAAGGCUAAUAAUGAAUGGAAAUUCAAACUCUCAACUGUUAUUUCUUCUCAGUCGUCAACUAGUAGCAGAGCAGCAUCCGACACGGUUGGCGUCCUCGAGUUCGACCCAUCAGAUCAGUUGUUAGCAACAGGAGGAAUCGCAAGAAAGAUUAGAAUUUAUAACAUAAGUUCUCUGCUGUUGGGAGAUACCACGUCUUUACGGAAACUUGAUCAUCUUACAGCGUGUGAGUAUUACAUUUGUACACCAGCUAAGCUAAGUAGUAUCCGGUGGAAGCCGAAUACGUCCGGGAGUGUAAUCGGGUCAGGAGAUUACGAUGGGGUCGUUACGGAGUAUAAUCUCGAAAAACGGGUGCCUGUUUUCGAGCGAGAUGAACAUGGAGGUCGCCGGAUAUGGAGUGUUGAUUACUCGCAUUGGGUUGGGGCGUCAGGCUCCGAUGAUGGAACUACACAGUUAUGGGAUACACGUUGCAGAGGUGAUGAAUGUGUGGCUGUUGUACAACCUAGUGUGGGUCGGAGCCCCGUUUGUUCUGUCGAAUUUGACCCGUUUGGUAGUGGGUUGAUCGCAAUGGGAUGUGCAGAUCGGAACGCAUACACAUACGAUGUCCGAAAGACUGACAAACCAGUUUCAGUGUUUGUUGGGCAUGAAAAAACAGUUUCUUACGUUAGAUUUCUGGGAGAACAUAUGAUGGUUACAGCAGGAACCGAUGGUUGUCUUAAGCUCUGGAACACGGUGAAUGCGCAUUCCAUGCGUACGUUUAAAGGGCACGUCAAUUACAGAAGCUUUGUCGGUUUAUCGGUGUGGAGAAACGGUGGGUUGAUCGGAUGUGGGUCUGAGAGCAAUGAAGUGUUUGUAUAUGAUAAGAGAUGGAGUGAACCUAUAUGGUUAGGCGGGUUGGAGGGGACGUUGGGACCCGAAUCAGAAGACAAGUUUGUCAGUGGUGUUUGUUGGAGACAACAAGUAAAGGAAGAUGAAUGCACACUUGUAGCUGGCGGAUCUGAUGGGGCUCUACAAGUUUAUUUGGGAAAAAAGAAGGCCUAGGAUAUCAUCAUCAUCAACUUCACUUGGUGAUUUCUCCCAUUUACCUGCGCUUUGAUUCAGAGGCGAAGUCAGGUAUGAGAAACUGGGGCAAUUGCCCCGACUUGUCCAAAAAAAUUAAUUUUAAUAUUUUUCCUUUGUAAACAUGGAAAUAAAGAAAGUUUUUGGUUUCUUCA